GAAAUUGCCGUUAUGAAGGAGCUGGACCACCCAAAUGUAGUGAAGCUUUAUGAGGUUAUCCAUGACCCGAGCAACAAUAAACUGCUGAUGACCAUGGAGUACGUGGAGGGCGGUUGCGUGCCUAUUCCCGAAGCAACGGCCGUCAAGUACUUCCGUGAUGUCGUGAAGGGCCUUGAAUAUCUGCACUUCAACCGAAUUGUGCAUGGCGAUUUGAAACCGGAUAACUUACUCAUGAGCAGCUCGGGAAAGGUAAAGAUUUCAGACUUCGGGUCGGCGCGGUUUUGCGAGAAAUCCGAUAUGAUUUUUGCGACGGCGGGGACGCCCAGCUUCAUGGCACCGGAGAUGUGUCAAGGGAAACAGUUCAACGGCUUCCCGGGGGACAUUUGGGCCCUGGGUAUCUGCCUCUUCAUGUUCGUCUUCGGCAAGCCUCCGUUCACCGGCACCACCACCUAUCAGAUAUAUGAGGCGAUUCAGCGAGGGGAGCUGCAGUUUCCCCCUGAGAUUCCCGCGUCGACAGAACUUAGGGACCUGUUGACGAGGUUGCUGCAAAAGGAUCCUGCUCAACGAAUUAGCUUGGAGGAGAUCCCUGCCCAUCCAUGGGUC
Molecule: messenger RNA, 603 nt
Organism: Volvox carteri f. nagariensis
Lineage: Eukaryota; Viridiplantae; Chlorophyta; Chlorophyceae; Chlamydomonadales; Volvocaceae
Exons: 5
Biological process (GO): protein phosphorylation; intracellular signal transduction
Cellular component (GO): cytoplasm
Molecular function (GO): ATP binding; protein serine/threonine kinase activity
Source: RefSeq, a predicted model, not a curated record